AUGCAGCGCUCGUCCUCGUCCGACAAGGUGCCGCCGCACUACGAUGCCGAAAAGACGGCGUACCACUCCAGCGCCGGCGACGAUGUGACUGGCCACAUUCGCGGUCUCGAGACUUCAGCCGAGACGGCGCUACACCGUGGACUCAAGGCUCGCCACAUUACCAUGAUUGCCAUUGGCGGUGCCAUUGGCACCGGUCUGAUCAUUGGUACCGGCAAGGCGCUCGCCCAGGCCGGUCCCGGUUCCGUCUUCAUCAGCUACACCCUCGUCGGCUUCAUCGUCUUUCUCGUCAUGGCCGCUCUUGGUGAAAUGGCCGCUUGGUUGCCCAUGAGCGCUGGUUUUACUGGUUAUGCGACUCGUUUCUGCGAUCCCAGUCUGGGUUUUGCAUUGGGAUACUGUUAUUGGUUCAAAUACAUCAUUGUUACGCCCAAUCAGCUUACUGCUUUUGCUCUGGUGAUGCAGUAUUGGGUCGACCGCGAAAGAGUCAAUCCCGGUGUAUGGAUCGCCAUCAUCUUGGUUGUCAUCAUUAUUAUCAACUAUUUUGGCAUCAAGUUCUUUGGUGAAUUCGAGUUCUGGCUCUCCAGUUUCAAGGUCGUCACUAUUUGUGGUGUAAUUAUUCUGACUCUGGUGCUCGCUCUCGGUGGUGGUCCCGACCACGACCGCAAGGGUUUCCGAUACUGGCAGGAACCUGGUGCUUUCAAGCCUUAUAUUAAAGAAGGAAGUGCUGGCAAGUUUCUUGGAUUCUGGUCCACCAUGGUCACGGCCACCUUUGCCUUCCUGGGAACCGAGUUGGUUGGAGUGACGGUGGGAGAGGCCCAAAACCCUCGCAAGACGAUCCCUCGCGCCAUUCGUCUGACCUUCUUCCGUAUUCUCAUCUUUUACGUUCUUUCGGUCUUGCUGAUUGGCAUGUGUGUGCCCUACAACUCCAAGGAGCUCGUUUUUGCCAACUCUUCCACCUCCAACGCUUCCGCCUCGCCCUUCGUGGUCGCUAUCAAGCUGGCUGGUAUCAAAACUCUGGACCACAUCCUCAAUGCCUGCAUCCUGCUCUUCGUCUUCUCAGCAUGCAACUCUGAUUUGUACAUUGCCAGUCGUACGCUAUACGGUCUGGCCUCUGAUGGUGAUGCGCCCGCCAUCUUCCGCCGCACCAACAAGGACGGUGUUCCGCUGUACGCUCUUGGGUUCUCGGCCUGUUUCUGUCUUUUGGCCUUCAUGAACGUGUCGGAUGACUCCAAGACCGUCUUUACCUACUUUGUCAACCUGACGACCAUCUUUGGUCUCCUGACCUGGAUCUCCAUUCUCGUCACCCACAUCUCGUUCCGCCGGGCCCGCAAGGUUCAGGGCAUCCCCAAUAGUGCCAUGCCUUACAACGCCCCGCUGGGCAUCUGGGGCUCUUACGUCGCCCUGUUCCUCUGCAUCCUGAUUGCCUUGACCAAGAACUUUGACGUUUUCGUCGGCGAUUUCAAGACCAAAUACCCCACAUUCAUCACUGGAUACCUCGGAAUUCCCAUCUACCUCAUCUUGAUCUUUGGACACAAGUUCUCUACCAAGAGCAAGCGCGUUCGUCCCCACGAGUGCGACUUCUAUACCGGCAAGGAUAUUAUCGAUCGUGAGGAGGAGGCUUUCCUUGCGGCUCAGGCGGCCAAGAAGCUUGAGAAGCCAACCAGCGCUGGUGCCAAGUUCUACAGGAGAUAUGUGUCGUGGCUGUUCUAG
Molecule: messenger RNA, 1707 nt
Organism: Pestalotiopsis fici W106-1
Lineage: Eukaryota; Fungi; Ascomycota; Sordariomycetes; Amphisphaeriales; Sporocadaceae
Product: Dicarboxylic amino acid permease
Exons: 3
Coding region: 1-1707 (568 amino acids)
Biological process (GO): amino acid transmembrane transport
Cellular component (GO): membrane
Molecular function (GO): amino acid transmembrane transporter activity
Source: RefSeq, a predicted model, not a curated record